GGGAGGAUAAAGAGGAGGGGAAAGACAUUCUUGGGAAUGGCCAAGCCAUUCUGUUCAGUGUUGCCUUUGAAACACAGAGGUGGCGCCACGGCAGCUGCAUUUUUCCAUUGGUUGUGCCGUGCGCCAUUCCUGCAGUCUGAGCUGAGCAAGCAGCACCCAUGGAAUGCCCCUGAACUUGCAAUUUUAUGGUUAAAAAGUUCCAGUUGCACAAUCCGAAUUGGAAGUCUGAUGUGGUUGUGAUGUAAAUGCUGGAAAAAUGAUGGCAGGAACUGCUGUGCUUGGAACCUCAGGGGAACACCAUUGAGAUGAAUUCAUUUUGUGUGUAUGUAGGGGUGUUUGUUUGCAUGAUGUUUCAUUUCACUAAGCCAUUUCCCUCCCUUUUGCAUCUGUAGAUAAUUAGUCAUCUCUUGAAUUCAGUGCAUGAAAUGAACUCAGUUUGGGGUUUUUAUCAUCUGUUGGCUGAGACAUUUCUCUCCUUCCCUGCCUUCCAUCAAAUUCUGCUAAGAACAAUGUCGUUCUGGAACUUGCGACCUUUUAUUUGCUGUCCAUUUUGUGAGUUGCUUUUUCCUUGCCCCCCUUCAAUAUUCCCCCCACAACCUACCAAUUUUUAAGGAGGGUAAGCAGUGGUUUCGCCUUCUGUUUUUUACAGAUGGAGAAAAUGAGGCUCAGGAAAGUUCAGAGUCACACUGAAAAUGUCCAAGUUGGAAAUCCAAAGGUAGGCACCUAAAUUUAUAUUCAAGCACCUGAAAAUAUAAGCGGCACCCGCAUCUCCCAUUCGGGAGUCCUCUGAAAAUGGGUCCAUUUAUGCUUGGGUGCCUAUAUAUGGAUUUAGGUGCCUAGCAUCAGGCACCCACGGUUGAGCAUUUUGUCUCAAAAUGCGUAAUAUCGUUCUUGGCCACUUGCGGCCAACUCGCAGCUGAGUUUUGAUAAGAUUUUGGUUUUCCUCAGUGUGCAACUUGAUAGCACACUGACUUGUGUUGCAUCUCCAGGGUCAAAGCUGGUAGGCAUCUGAGGACCAGUUGCUGGGGUGCACAAGCAAGGGAAAGUGCUGUGGCAUCCAUAUCCUGCUUGCAGGCUUCUCAGAUGCAUCUGGUUGACCGCUCUGAGAGCAUGUUGCAGGACUAGAUAGACUGUUGGUCUGAUCCAGCUGCCAGGCUGUUCUUACAGUCAUAAAAAAGGUGGUGCAGAGUUGGCCAGAGAUUGUCUUGUUAGUUUCCUACCUUUUUAUACAGUCUACCUGCCAAAACCCUUCAGGCGGUUUACAUUCUUAUAAUAAGCACUUCUGGAUUUAAGAUCUGUCCAUCAAGACAAACUCACAUACUAACACGCAAGGUGGUCAAACACACAUCUGCCUAUUCAGGUUAGGGAUAGGGAGCGUGUGGCUCUCCAUAUACUCCUGGACUACAACUCCCAGCAACCCUGACUAUGGCCAUGCAAAUUGGGGCUGAUGGGUGUUGGAGUACAGUACAGGCAAUUCCCUGUUUGCGUGGGAGUUGCGUUCCAGGUCAUGGUUCGUUUUGGCGGUUGCGCGUCAAUUGGACGCACACAAACUAGCCUCUUAAAAUAAUUCUCCUUAUAACAAAAGUUCGUUCAGAUCUCUAAACAUAAAGUUUUAUCAUAUGUAAAAGACAGAGAAUAUGUUUAAAUGAACAUUCUGCAAUGUUUCUCCCGCUUGACUACCCAACACUUUCCACAAAUACCAGUUGUGUUUUACUCUGUAAAAGCAGUAUGCAUGGGGUGUGUUUGUGUGUGGACGCAAGGAAAGUGCUUAAGCAAAUGCUCCCCUCUAUUGUCCACCCAACUUCCCCUCCUUUUUUCUGCUGCUCCCAAGUCCCAGAUGUGGGUGGUCCGACAUCCCUCCCUCUUACUGACUCACAACAGUAAUUAAGCAACCAAGCGUCCUUUACAAUGGGUGCUGCCUGCCGAGUGCCAAAGCCUUAGUGCUGCCUCUGUGUUUUGUUUUAUAACUUUCACAAUAAUGGUAAGCCCCCAUUGUCAUCUCCCAUAUUACAGAUGAGGGAAAACAGACUUGGUGGAGGCAGAAUUUGAAUCUCGGUCUCCUAACCAUCAUACUGAGCCAGCUCUCAAGAUGCUGGCAAAGAGAUGCACCCCGUUUCCAUACUACUCACCCAUGGCACCCAUUUUUCUGCAGUACUCUGUGGCCAGAUUGUUGCUCCCUUCCUGUCCCAUGAUACUUAGUGAUCCCACUAUCAUAGAUGGUGUCCUCCCCCCAACUUCAACUCCUCCAUCUCCCAAACUUCCUAGUUUCCAUUAUGAGAUGGGAAAUGAGAAAGACAGGAGAUACUUUGCAGACCACUGGAGUUGUUUGCUUUAGGGGUGAUCAGGUUGCCUGUGGCCCUUCAGAGGCUUCCAGCCAUGCACACAGGACAUAAGUGAACAAUGAGAUUUGCUAGCCCAAGAGAUAGUGAGGGCCACCAACCUGGAUGGCUUCAAAAGCGGAUUAAUUGAGGAAAUGGCUACCAGUGGCUACUGGCCAGGAUGCCACAGUAUGCCUCUGAAUACCAGUUACUGAGAAUUUCAAGUGUGGAGAGGGCUGUUCCAUCCAGGUCCUGCUUGUGGGCUUCUCAAAGGCAUCUGAUAGUAAGAACAGCAUGCUGGUCUAGAUUGGCCUUUGGCCUAUCCACCAGGGUGGUUCUUACCUUCUUAACUCUAAUCAACCCUGACCAUCACCCACAUUGGUGGGGGCUACUGGGAGGCAGAGAUUCCAAGAAAGUCUGGAGGGUGCCAGGUUCCCCAUUAUGGACAAAAAUCCACAGAUCCUCCCUUCCCGUCCCCCAAGAAAGGUCAGAUCCAGCGGGCUGUUAGCAUGCCAUUUAUGCCAGUUUUUGUUUUCCCUUUUCCCAAGUUCUGCAAAUACUAGGUUCUCUCUGUAACGAUGGCCCAGCAUGCACUGUGCUGGUGAUGUCACACUCACCUCAGAUCUCCGCUGCAGACGAAAGCAGCGCCCUCUAGGGGCUCAGGUAAGUCCUGUCCUUUUUUUGUUUUACAAUAUUAUGUGGUCUCGUAACUAUUGGGCCCAUUUCCUCCAUUGCCAUUGGCCAUGCUGUAAGAUAAAGAGUUAAAAACAAAAAAACAAACAAAAAAUACACACAUAUGUGUCAUUCAAUAGGAAACUUUUGCUUAUACCACACAAUAUUGUAAAACCCAAAAAAGAACGCCCCUCUUCCCUUCUGAAAUGGAGGUGGAAACGCAGAGUAAGUCCAUAGCUCACCACAUGGAACAGAGGCUUCCUUCCAUGGAACAAGGAAUGGGGAAGUUGUGCUGGCGCACAGUUAGAAAGCUGUGGGAGAUUCACUGCUCCCUCGCUCCUGCCUAAGCGAUGGUUUGGCUUGCUGUUGUGUCCCAACCUGGGUUUUCGUGAUUGGUCACACUUCAAAGGAAACGCAAGCAGUAAGCCGAGAACAAAUCUUGGUUGCAGCUUGCGGUUUGUUUGGAGCAACACAAAGCCCAGUGCCGGGUUGGGACAUAGCGCUAAGCCCAACCUGUGCAAGUAGUGAUGUGUCUGCAGUUUUGUCACUGUGCGCCAGCAUGCUUGCUCGCCUACAUUAAGCCAUAGUUUGCCCCAGCACUGUGUGGGAACCAGGCCAGUACAUUACACCAGCCUCCUUCAGCCACGGAUGGAGUUCAAAUCAGUUAAACCGAGCUGAUGCAAAAAUUUCCGCCUGUGGACACUGUGGUUGCUAAACAAGAGGCAUUUCUUCUUAGGCUGUUCUGGGAAUUCGGUCUCACUUUAUGUUUUUUAAACCAACACCACUCAGCGAAGGAACACCUUCACCUGCAUCAAUUUGCACACAACCCCAAAGUCAUGAAACCUCUUUCUAACUGGGACAUAGAUGAGAUGCUGGGGAAUACAUAUUCAGUCUUCUCUUAGCUGUCUCCCACCCCCAGGUUCACUAUCAGGAUGGUCUUCUUAUCUGAUUGGAGCAGGACAAAAAGGGGCACUUAAACCUCCCCCCCCUUGGGCAACUUUCUAAGUGAAAUUGCCCCCCAGUCCAUUUCCCGCUGCUGUUUUGCCCAUGUAAUCCUAGAAAGAAGAUCCCUUUCUGUCUUACCUAGUUUGUCUUUCAUUUUAAAAAGGUGCUCUUUUCUUCAUUGUAAUAUACACAAAAUAAAAAUGAAGGAGACAACACGUACAAGCAGGUGAGGAGUCGUACGGGUGGAAAGGAGGCCUCUUGUUUUGGCGUGAGAAAGUCUGAAAUAGACACAACAGGUGUGUAGGCGAAUGUUGGGGGAAAUGGGGCAGGGCCCCUCUCCAAAAUAAGCCACAGAAUGAAACUAAGCUCUUCCAUGUCCACUAGCAGUGGUUUCAUUUUGCUGGUAUGUUUUGGAUUAGACCUGAGGACCUCUAAAGUAUUCAGGUCCACACUGGCCACAUGACUGCCACUUUAUUCUCCUCUCCUCUCCUCUUCUGCCCAACCCAUAGUGACGUGACCCUCCACUUUUGUGUGGGUGUUGGCGGUUGGCAGGAUUCUGCGAGUGCCAUCUUAGGACAGAUCGGGCACGAGAUGCCCUUACUAGGCUUCUUGCCUGAUGACAAAGCUCUGAGUUCAGCCUCUGGCCUCCAGAAACUGUAUUUUGGAGGACAACUCCCUGAUAGGAGUUGCCUUAGACAGCCAGGACCUGAAGCAAACCUUCGCCUCAGACUGGCUUUUGUUGAUGAGGCUCUUAUCUGCAGCAGAGAGUCCCAACGAAGGGUGAGACAUGCCCACCAGCACAGCACAGAAGCUUUGUGGUGAUCGGUGGCUGGCAGGUGGGACUGCCUCGUGUUUUGGGGCAGGGAGCAUGGAAGUUGACAAGCCUUGGCCUGUAUGUUUUUGCAUGUUGGUGUUUGCAAAAAGGGGCUUGCUUAGGGUUGGCUGACAUGUCAAGCAUUAGGGGGUUCUUGGGAGGUGAAGGUUGCUUAAAGUAGGCAAAUGGUUCACAUCGCAGAGCCGUAGAACUGUAGGGUUGGAAAGGAUUUCAAGGGUCCAGCAGCUCAACGCCGAAAUCGAGGAUGUAAGUGACGGCGAAUAAGCCUGCCUCAAAUUCCAGAGAGCUGCUGCCUACCCGUGGAGACAACACUGAGCUCUCAACCCCCCUUCUCAACCCCCGUCUCCCCGUCCCCUGUCCUAUGACUCUUGCUUCUGCCCCUCUUCAAUCCCCCCCCCAGUUGUUGAUUGCUUUCUCAAGGAUCUUGCCAGUACUGGGGCAACUAGGGAUGUUUUCUUGCCAUGGUGCUGUGUGUUUGCCCAUUGUUGAAAAGCUACUUCUCUUUGUCUUUUAAUUGCAAUUCGCACUUGUAUGUAACACAUGCCCCCUUCUUUGGGGUCCUGCAGAACAACGGUUGGAACUUUCUGGAGAGGGGUGGCUAACCCUCUUCUUCCCAAGGGACAAAAUUCAGCCUUGGAAAAGCCUUUGGGGGCUACAUGCUAGUGAUGGAUGUGACCUCACACACAAGCACACAAGAAACACAGCUGCCCUCCUCAUCUUUGUGGAUCAACUGAGGAGGGUUUUUCCUUUUCACACUUGCUCAUCAAAUGAUUCAUCUCAUGACAGGGGAGGGGGGAAAUAGCGACUCUGAGAGCGAAAGCCCCAAAAGAAGAGGCCAAAAGCAAAUGAAGAGAACGCAACGAUGGAAGGGGGAGGGCUCUGAGGACGAUGGCGAGGAGGAAGACGGACAGGAACAAGGCACCAGCGCAGAAAGUGAACCAGAGCAGAAGAAAAUAAGAGCUCGGAGACCUGUCCUGAGGAGAGCACCGAGCAGAGCCGUUGCGAAAAAGGUCCACAAGCCCCAGCGUGGGAAGAGGCGGAGGAAAACGGAGUCAUCUGAGGACGAAGAUGAUGACGAAGAUGACGAGGCACCCAAAAGGCAGACCCGGCGCAGAGCAGCCAAAAACGUCAGUUACAAGGAAGACGAUGACUUUGAGACGGACUCGGACGACCUGAUUGAAAUGACAGGAGAAGGGAUUGAGGAACAGCAGGAUAACAGCGAGACCAUCGAGAAAGUGAUAGACAGCAGGGUGGGCAAGAAAGGAGCCACUGGUGCUUCCACCACUGUCUAUGCGACAGAAGUGAACGGGGACCCUUGUGCCGACUUUGAUCCUGAGAAGGAGGAAGGGGAGCCCCAGUACCUGAUUAAGUGGAAAGGCUGGUCGUACAUCCACAGCACGUGGGAGAGCGAAGAUUCCCUGCAGCAGCAGAAGGUCAAAGGGCUGAAGAAGUUGGAGAACUUCAAGAAGAAAGAGGAUGAGAUCAAGCAGUGGCUGGCAAAGGUGACUCCCGAAGAUGUGGAAUACUAUAACUGCCAGCAAGAGCUGGCUUCCGAGUUGAACAAACAGUACCAGAUAGUGGAGAGAGUGAUUGCUGUGAAGACGAGCAAAUCGGCAAUCCCUGGGUCUGAAUUUCCAGCUCACAACCGCAAAUCCUCCUCCACCGAUCCUGAAUACCUUUGCAAGUGGAUGGGGCUUUCGUACGCAGAUUGUAGCUGGGAGGAUGAGGCCUUGAUAAGCAAAAAAUUCCAGCACUGCAUUGACAGCUUCAACAGUAGGAACAACUCCAAAACGAUGCCCACCCGGGAUUGCAAGGUGCUGAAGCAGAGGCCUCGAUUUGUUGCCUUGAAGAAACAGCCACCUUACAUUGGUGAUGAGAACCUGGAGCUCCGAGACUAUCAGCUGGAAGGCCUCAACUGGCUGGCUCACUCAUGGUGCAAGAGCAACAGCGUCAUCCUGGCAGAUGAGAUGGGCUUAGGGAAGACAAUCCAGACCAUCUCUUUCCUCUCCUACCUUUUCCAUCAGCACCAGCUGUACGGCCCCUUUGUGAUCGUGGUGCCCUUGUCGACGCUGACCUCGUGGCAGAGGGAGUUUGAGAUCUGGGCGCCGGAGAUCAACGUGGUCGUCUAUAUCGGAGAUCAGAUGAGCAGGAACGCUAUCCGUGAGUAUGAGUGGAUCCACGCGCAGACCAAGCGGUUGAAGUUCAACGUGCUCAUCACAACAUACGAGAUUCUCCUGAAGGACAAGACUGUUCUGGGGAGCAUUAACUGGGCCUUCCUCGGUGUGGACGAAGCUCAUCGCUUGAAGAACGACGACUCCUUGCUGUACAAGACGUUGAUCGACUUCAAGUCGAACCACCGGUUGCUCAUCACUGGGACGCCCCUUCAGAAUUCUCUCAAAGAGCUCUGGUCCCUGCUGCAUUUUAUCAUGCCAGAGAAGUUUGAGUUGUGGGAAGAUUUUGAAGACGACCAUGGGAAAGGGCGCGAGAACGGCUACCAGAGCCUCCACAAAGUCUUGGAGCCAUUUCUCCUGCGCAGGGUGAAGAAGGAUGUGGAGAAGUCCCUCCCUGCCAAAGUGGAACAGAUCCUGCGGGUGGAGAUGUCUGCCUUGCAGAAACAGUAUUACAAGUGGAUUUUAACGCGCAACUACAGAGCGCUCUCUAAAGGCACUCGCGGGAGCACGUCCGGCUUCCUGAACAUCGUGAUGGAGCUGAAGAAGUGUUGCAACCACUGCUAUCUGAUCAAGGCCCCCGAGGAGAACGAGAGAGAGAACAGGCAGGAGCUGCUGCUGUCUUUAAUCAGGAGCAGCGGGAAGCUCAUCCUCUUGGACAAACUGCUAAGCAGGCUGCGUGAGAGGGGGAACCGAGUCCUCAUCUUCUCCCAGAUGGUGAGAAUGCUGGACAUCUUGGCAGAGUAUCUGGCCAUCAAGCACUACCCUUUCCAGCGCCUGGACGGCUCGAUCAAAGGCGAGAUCCGAAAGCAGGCGCUGGAUCACUUCAAUGCCGAAGGCUCGGAGGACUUCUGUUUCCUCCUGUCCACACGAGCUGGUGGCCUUGGGAUUAACUUGGCCUCUGCCGACACGGUGGUCAUUUUCGACUCGGACUGGAACCCUCAGAAUGACUUGCAGGCUCAGGCCCGGGCUCACCGGAUAGGGCAGAAGAAGCAGGUGAAUAUUUAUCGAUUGGUUACCAAGGGGACGGUGGAAGAAGAGAUUAUCGAAAGAGCCAAGAAGAAGAUGGUUUUAGACCAUCUAGUGAUACAGCGCAUGGACACCACAGGCCGAACUGUUCUGGACAACAACUCUGGCAGAUCCAACACAAACCCUUUCAACAAAGAGGAGCUGACGGCCAUCUUGAAGUUCGGUGCGGAAGACCUGUUCAAAGAGCAGGAAGGGGAAGAAUCUGAGCCACAGGAAAUGGACAUCGAGGAAAUUUUGCGCUUGGCCGAAACCCGAGAGAACGAAGCGUCCACGAGCGCCACAGAUGAACUUCUGUCUCAGUUCAAGGUAGCCAACUUUACAACGAUGGAGGAGGAGGAAGCCCCGCUCGAGGAGAAGUCUCAGAAGGACUGGGACGAUAUCAUCCCGGAGGAGCAGAGAAAGAAGGCGGAGGAGGAGGAGCGGCAGAAGGAACUAGAGGAGAUCUACAUGCUUCCCAGAAUCCGCAGCUCGGCUAAAAAGGCUCAGGCCAAUGACAGCGAUUCGGAUGUUGAGAUGAAGAAAAAGCUGCAGGGGUCGUCCGGCUCGGAGAGCGAGACAGAGGACUCGGAUGAUGAUAAGAGGCCCAAACGAAGAGGGCGACCCCGCAGCGUCCGGAAGGACAUGGUGGAAGGCUUCACAGACACAGAAAUCAGGAGGUUUAUCAAGGCCUACAAAAAGUUUGGAGUUCCCCUGGAACGGCUGGAGUGCAUUGCCCGAGAUGCAGAGCUGGUCGACAAAUCGGUGGCCGACUUGAAACGCCUCGGGGAGCUUCUUCACAACAGCUGCGUUUCGGCCAUGCAGGAGUACGAAGAGCACCUGAAAGAGAACCCUGCAGAAAACAAAGGGCCAGGGAAGAGAAGAGGCCCCACCAUUAAGAUUUCUGGCGUCCAGGUGAACGUGAAAGCCAUCAUUCAGCACGAAGAGGAUUUUGCAGUGCUGCACCAGACCAUCCCAACGGACCUGGAGGAGAGGGCAAGGUUCUGCCUGACUUGCCGUGUGAAAGCUGCCCAUUUUGAUGUGGACUGGAGUGUGGAAGAUGACUCUCGCUUGCUGGUGGGAGUAUAUGAACAUGGCUACGGGAACUGGGAGCUCAUCAAAUCGGACCCAGAACUGAAAUUAACCGACAAGAUCCUUCCUGUUGAGACAGACAAGAAGCCUCAGGGGAAGCAGCUCCAGGCACGAGCCGACUACUUGCUGAAACUACUCAAGAAGGACAUGGAGAAAAAGGACGGAACGAAAGAGGUGGAAGAGACCAAGGCGAAAAAGAGGAAGCCCCGCGCAAAGAAAGAAAACAAGUCUCUCAAAGGGAGAGAUGAGCAUGGGAAUGAGGUCUCCUCUCCUCGACACUCAGACAACCCCUCAGAAGAAGGAGAGGUCAAGGAGGAUGGCUUAGAUAGCAGCCCUGUGAGAAAGAAGCAGAAGAAGAAAGAGGACAAAGAAAACAAGAUAAAGCAGACGGCAAGCCGGAAAGAAAAGGAAGAGGAGAAAGAUAGGAGGAAAACAAAGGGCAAAAGAGAAAAGGCCAAAGGCAGCGAUGCCAAAACUGCAGGCAAAGGGAAGAGAUCUCAGGGCCCCGUCCACAUCACAGCUGGGAGUGAGCCCAUCCCCAUUGGAGAAGAGGAAGAGGAUGACUUGGACCAGGAAACCUUCAGCAUAUGCAAAGAGCGGAUGAGGCCUGUCAAAAAGGCUUUGAAGCAGCUGGACAAGCCAGACAAGGGACUGACGGUGCAGGAACAGCUGGAGCACACGCGGAGCUGCCUGCUGAAGAUCGGCGACCGCAUCUCGGAGUGCCUGAAAGCCUACUCAGACCAGGAGCUCAUCAAGCUCUGGAGAAGGAACCUGUGGAUAUUUGUGUCCAAGUUCACAGAAUUUGACGCAAGAAAGUUGCAUAAGUUGUACAAGAUGGCUCACAAGAAGCGGUCGCAGGAUGAGGAGCAAGAACAGAGGAAAAGGGAGGAAGCCCUGGGAGGCAAGAAACCGUUCCGGUCGGAGGCAUCCGGGUCCAGCCGAGAUUCCGUGAUGUCUCAGAUACCUCAUGGACCUCAUGCUCAGAAGCUCCACCAGCCUCCAUCGCCGCAUCCUUCCCAAAUGCACGGGCACCAGCGGGAGAACUACAACCACCCAAACAAGAGGCAUUUCAGCAGUGCAGAUCGAGGCGACUGGCAGAGAGACCGCAAAUUCAGCUACGGCGGCAACAGCAACCAAGUGUGGGGCGGAGAACGGCAUCAUCAAUAUGAACCGCAUUGGUACAAAGAGCACCACUACGGAGACCGCCGGCCGCGUGGCGAGCCUCGUGGCGAACCUCGCAACUACAGGCUGAACAACCCAAGCCGCAAGCGGCCUUAUGAGCAGUACAACAGCGACCGAGAUCACCGGGGCCACAGAGACUAUUACGACAGGCAUCACCACGAUUCGAAGCGACGGAGAUCAGAUGAGUUCCGGUCUCAGAAUUACCACCAGCAGGACUUCAGGAGGAUGCCUGACCACAGGCCUUCCAUGGGCUACCAUGGCCAGGGCCCCUCAGACCAUUACCGGCCUUUCCACCUGGACAAAUCGCCGGAUUACAAACAGCUUCUCCCCCCUCCUCACUCCCAAGUCUCGGACCCUCGCUCCCCACCCUCACAGAAAUCCCCACACGACACCAAGUCCCCUCUAGAUCACCGGUCACCCCUAGACAGGUCAUUAGAACAGAAGAACAAUCCAGAUUAUAACUGGAGCAGCCGGAAAACUUAGAAUUCAUGGUUGGAAGGUCAGGAGAGAACCUCAUCUGAGGUAAUUUGGCCUGUGCUAAAAUGGCAGCCGCUGUGGUUCAUAACCAGAGACUCUGAACCUGCUGCUGUUGGGUCCUACAUUUGCAGAAGGAUCAUAGGAGCUGGACCAAUCGUGGGGGGGUUGCCUGGAUUUCUGCCCCAAUCUCCCCCCCCCCAUAAUCCUGCUGGCCAAAUGUUUGGGGAGUUGACUUCCCUUCACCUGAGUGACCUGUUGCGGGGGAAAGGCCACACUCACCCUGGGUUUUUGUUUUGUUUUCUGUGUCUCAAGGCCUAACUGGACUCCCACAGACAUUUCAUGGACCUUGAAUCGAUUCUAUUUCCAUGAAAUGUCCGUGGGAGUCCAGUUAGGC
Messenger RNA from Zootoca vivipara (common lizard), 11088 nucleotides. It is a transcript of the gene CHD2, whose product is annotated as chromodomain helicase DNA binding protein 2. Gene Ontology annotation, biological process: nucleosome organization. Gene Ontology annotation, cellular component: nucleus; chromatin. The record is from RefSeq and is a predicted model, not a curated record. Gene Ontology annotation, molecular function: ATP hydrolysis activity; histone binding; ATP binding. Lineage: Eukaryota; Metazoa; Chordata; Lepidosauria; Squamata; Lacertidae.